Messenger RNA from Cydia fagiglandana, 771 nucleotides. RefSeq lists its product as uncharacterized. The transcript has 3 exons. The record is from RefSeq and is a predicted model, not a curated record. Lineage: Eukaryota; Metazoa; Arthropoda; Insecta; Lepidoptera; Tortricidae. The coding region runs from base 1 to 771 and encodes 256 amino acids.
AUGAAAGACAUGCUAAUUUGGUCUAGCAGUAUAGCAACAUUUGCGGUAGUGACAUCCGCAGUCCUGAUCAUAGCAUUUUAUAAUAAAGUACCGGUAUACAUUUUCUUAGUCGGCAUAGUUUGCCUCCAACUACUGUUCACUUUGUGUUACGAUCAGGUGUUUCACGUGUGUUCAUAUAAAUUUCUAUGCCUGAGGGUCCACUACUUGAACAUAGGAUUAGUGAAAAUAGCUAACUUAUAUACAGAGUAUUUAACAGAGCAACUGAUAUCGUAUCCAUUACAUUGGAAGAAAGAAUAUGAUAAUAAUGUGGAUUUAUCGAGGAAAAAUACGAAAUAUUUUACUGAAAGCCUCAGGAUGGUCGAUGCUCAGGUGCGCCGCGUUCAACACAGCUACAGGUUUAUGGUAAGUCCCAUUUUUAGGGAUAUCCCCGUGAUACGAACGUUUUCCUUGGUAGGCUGGUUCUUUGCCAGCUGGACCAUAUUCAUCGGAAUAACUCAGCAAACGGAUAAAUUGAACAUGCAAAUUCAGCGUACUAAGCUUAUAUGCACUUAUAUUCAACUAAAACCUAAUAAUUCUGAUGAACUAUUCUCCCUCUCUCGAAGCAUCCUGGACACACUGGCCGUCAGCGACUACAGGAUCUCCAUCUACAACCUGUUUUACUUCAACCAGCGGCUUUUAUUCUCGAUCGCUACUUCAGUGUUCGUCUACAUAACUAUGCAAUUGCAGCUUGCUUUUCCUAAACGCAAUCCUAGUAAAAGAGACACUAGUUAG